AUGAAAUUCGCAACCCUUCUAACAUUCGUCGUUCUGGCUGUAGCUUUCGCUAAGCCCUCAAUUAGGAAACAUUCAGACUCCAGCAGUGACGAGAACUCCAAGCACAAGCCUCACCACAAACAUCAUGGACAUCAUCAUCGUCGCAGUACUCCACCAGCUCCGAUCACCGACGAAAGCGCCACUGCUUCCAUUGAAAGUGAAGAGACAACACGGCAUGACGUCACGGUAGCGCCCACAGAAGCUGUUAUGACGAGCGCUACCAGCAACAAUGUGACUGCAGAAGAACACACUACAACUUCAGAGUACGCAACAAGUGAAGCCAUUACCGUACUGGAACAGCUGCUCUAA
Molecule: messenger RNA, 348 nt
Organism: Necator americanus (New World hookworm)
Lineage: Eukaryota; Metazoa; Nematoda; Chromadorea; Rhabditida; Ancylostomatidae
Exons: 2
Coding region: 1-348 (115 amino acids)
Source: RefSeq, a predicted model, not a curated record